AUGGCGCUCCUCGCACGUACCUUCCGGACAAUUGUGGGGCUCCCGUGGAGAUCUUUUGAGCUUCUGGACCAGACGGUGAGAUGGAGCGCUAUGCCAGAGAUGGUGGGGGAGCCGAUGUCCGAGAUCUGGGCCGAAGAUCUUUACACACCCUGCUCCACGAAGUGCUGGGUGUCCACCAAGUUCAUUUAUGACGAUGACACUGACAGCUCUGGGUCCGAGAUCAGCUAUGAAUCCGAUAUAUGCGAUGAAGAGGACGAUGAGGAAUGGAGCUACAGUGAGAGUGACGAGGAACUGGACGGGUUCAGCUUUGGGAGCGACGGCGAUGUUAUUUACUGGGGAGACCGCUGGUUCUGGACACCGCCUGGGUGUGAUGACGAUGAGAGCAUCGAUUUGAUUGUCUUGGGCGAUCCCGAAACCUCGAAUUAUGUUGUGGAGAAAUUGACGUCUGGAUCGAAAAAUACGGAUCCAGUGCGUCGCAAGUUCGAUUUGUGA
Messenger RNA from Phytophthora infestans T30-4, 492 nucleotides. RefSeq lists its product as uncharacterized. Lineage: Eukaryota; Oomycota; Peronosporomycetes; Peronosporales; Peronosporaceae. The record is from RefSeq and is a predicted model, not a curated record. Bases 1 to 492 code for a protein of 163 amino acids. The transcript has 2 exons.